Molecule: messenger RNA, 2400 nt
Organism: Lachancea meyersii CBS 8951
Lineage: Eukaryota; Fungi; Ascomycota; Saccharomycetes; Saccharomycetales; Saccharomycetaceae
Source: the annotation of a GenBank genome assembly
AUGCUACCGCAUGCUGUCUUUACGGUCGCUGCCAUUAUAUGGCUAUCGUACAGACUUGUGCUUUUCUUGGGAAUCCCUGUUUGGCGAAUCGUAUCAACCUUGGGACUUCAAGUUCCACAAACGACGAGAGUGUCAAUAGACGACAUCACCGAGGAUACAAUCACAAUUCGUUGGGAAAACGAACCAACAAAUGCUCACGAAAAGAGUAGCUCGUCGAUAGCGUGCUACAUGCUGUAUCUGAAUAACGUGAAGAUAGGAACGAUCCCUAACAUCACAACCUCGCUUUACACAUGUUGCUCACUCCAAGGGCUUUCGCCGCAGACGCAAUAUCAGUUCGAUUUCGUGUGUGUAAAUGAAGAUGGGUUCAAGAACAAGGUGCCUUCCAUUUACGUGAUGACCAAGCCUCAGUCUACCGGCGAACACACCAGUCAAAACAGCUUGGACGAUUUGGAUGCGAAACCGAUGCUGGCGCCCAAUUUCCCAGCUGAAGCCAAGUGGAGAAAGAGUCAAGUGGCCGUUUACACAGAAUCACCUACUUCCUACGCUAGUUUGACGUCCCUGCAAGACCUGGAUGACUUCUCCAUUACUGAUUUGAAAUAUAUCCUGGUCUGUGCACAGGAAGACCUACACGAUGUCCUACAGCAAGAGGCUUCUAUACUGCAAGAUUUUCACGAAAGUGAAGAACAACUGAAAUUGGAACUCGACAAUCUAAGGGCCCAGUGGGCCCACGAAAUCGACCUCAGAAAAAGCCUCAAAUCGAGUAUCAAAUCUCUUGAAAACUCCAAACUUCUUUACGAUCUCAAACGCGGUAAACUGGACAAGAACAUCGACCAAAGUGCCAAUAAAAUACAAAAAAUGAAAAACGACAUGGCCAAGUGGGACCAAGAGAAAAAAAAUCAGCUCAGGCAGGACACUCUUCUCGAAAAGUUUAACGAUGAAAAAAAGUCUCUGCUCGAAAGAAUCGAUCAGGUUUCGGCUCAGGUGAAAGAGCUACAUUCUCAAGUCUCGAGCCAAGAGGAAGAAAACAAGAAAUUGAGCUCAGCCAAGAAAUCGAUGGACUCCAGUCAAAAUGCUACUUCGACAACCACAUUGGGCAGUUCAACGUCUUCGAAAAGAGAUAGCCCGGUUGAAAAUGUCUUGAAUACAUCUAACACACUCAGUCUGGACUCUAUCUUCAAGAAGAUCCAUGAUUUCACCAACGACAAGACUGGCAUUCUGAGCAACGCUGGUCAUGAAUUUUUGAAUUCUUUGGGAAACAACUCUGUUAUAGCUGCCCUUGUGAGAGAUGAACUGAAAAAAGACGUCGAUCUCGAAAAUCAAUGGCGCGCUAAAAAGCUGAAAAUGAAAAAGCGCAAUGAGAUGAUGGAAUCACUUUGGUCUGAGAUUAGCAUUAAGAAUAGAGAAUUGAUGGCUGCCCUUACCGCAAGACCAUACGUAUCGUCUCAUCAAGAUUCUCCCGAUGGGAGUACGCCGCAUUUGACCUUGCAUGAUCCAAGUACUUAUACUUCGGGUGACACCCAGCAAGACACGUCUGCUUACGCUGAGAUUCCAUUUCGGCAUGCUUCUCCUGCGCCACACAAUAAUCUAGCGUACAGUAAUUGGAAUAUGCAUAACCAAAACGGCCAUCAAAUGGGUUUGGGGCCUGAAGAUCACCACUUUGACUAUGACAGCUCGCACCAUUUGUUAAGCGGGCUGCAAAACAUGAUUUCUGAGGCCGAAUAUCAGGCAACGAAUGUUAGUACAUCGAAACUGUACACUACAGAUCAGCUGGACAAUUAUUGGAGCCGUCAGACAGCUCCUGAUUUUCUAUCUCAGGGUGAAAAUGCGAGCUGCGGGACGCAGCCGGCUCGUUUACCACUCUUAUCUUCUAGCUCUAUCUCAGAACCGCACCACGUUGCUUCCCAUAUGCGUAUGCUCAGCAAUGAUUCAUUCGGACCUUUAUCAAUGCCCCGUGAGGAAGACCUAUCAGGGUUUGUGCAGACGCCACUUGUGCAGAGAGACGAUGUCAUAUCGUUCGGCUCGGGAUAUAACAAUGAUCCUGCGACAAGAACGUCACCAUUGUCUUUGCCAAUGAAGGAAGAAAUCGGUAAAGACAGCUUGUUUGGUACAAAUCAUUUUAACAAUAUAUGGAAUAAUUCCUCCGCUGUGGAAUCUCCAACGGUUGAGAAACUUCAAACACCGAAGUCUCAGCAUAAUAGGAGCAACAGCCGGGGAAGCUGGGGACUGCCGCACUUUAUGCAAAAAUCUCCCAAAUCUACUCAAGGUAACAACAGCACAGCUCCCUCAACCAGCGAAAGUAAAGACCGAGAAACACACGGGGGCGAACGACGCGUGUCUAAGCUACUCACAAAGAGCGGGAUGAAUCACCUUUUCAGAUCUCCGACUCACGAGACGCCAUGA